AUGGCGUACAAGAUGUCCUCGUCCCAUGUCUUGGGUGGGCUCUCUUACACUCUCCGACUGCGUUGUGGGCGGAAUCUAGAUGCCGACGGUAUCUAUGACUUCUCAUACUCCUUGGAGCUUGCGAAUGCACCCCGUAACUCAAAAAAGGUUGCCUCUGCAGAAGGGCAUGUCAUUUUACGGGACCUCCUUGGUGCUUCUGGCGACUGGCAUGGCGAGAUGGACGCACCCUCGACUGAGACAAGCCGUCUCUCUGAAAUGUUUGAUUCCCAUGCUCGCCUUCUCGAGGAUUAUGUCCGGGAUCCGUACAUGCGGGGGACCGGCGUUUGGGGACACGAGCUUGACAAGGGCAGCAUCCUCCUUCUGACAGACCUGGAUGUUGCUCAGUCUCAUCGGCGGCAUGGUAUUGCUACAUGGUUGCUACAGCACAUCCUCGAUCGUGCGGCCGGCCCUGUCCAGCUCUCCUCCUCCCGCAAUCCGUCUAGGGCGAAGACCACUACUUGUACAUUUGCUAUGGCCUGGCCAGCGUCUAUUGGCUCUUCUCCGGAGGAACGCGAGCGACGCACGGAAAUCGCAGUCAAGACCUUUCGGGGUGUGGGCUUCAGGCGUAUUGGGCGUUCGCAUUUCUUUGCAAGGGUUCUGCAAGAUACGACACACCCCUCUCUCUUUCUUGCAGCUCAGGAAGACAUCAAGGAGGCUGCCUCAUUCGAGGAUGGCAUAUCUACUCCCGUCGCGAAUCCCAUCGACGUUGGUGUACCAACUCCCAUCGCGGAUUCCACCGAGCUUGGCCAACCUACUCCCAUUGCCAUUUCCGCCGGGGUUGGAGUCCCUGCCCCCAUUGCCGAGGGGCCACCGUCGCGAUACGUGCUGAGUACGCGGAUAAACGACUGGGCGGAAUAUGCCCGUCAGCACCCCAUCCAUGCCAUGAUCUGCGACCCGCAAUACUCAGAUGCAGACGUCGUCCGGGCUUUGUCAAAGCCUCUGACCGCGUUUGAGUGCAGCCAAAUCUGUUUUCCCGACCCCAACCACUUCAAUGCCACACCGCUUCACCUCGCUGCAGGGGAGUGCCGGCCGUCAGUCGUGGAAAAACUUCUGUCCUUGGGUGCUGGCACCAGUCUUUACUCGCGAGAUACGACAGGCUUGUUGCCGGUGGACUAUGCAGAGCAGGCGCUGAAGAACGCCGUGGCUGUUGGCCCACUUGUCCGUGGUGCAGAGGAGAAUGGCCCUCUCACCCGGGAGCCAGGUGGAGCAGUUCGCUGCAAGGCCACGUUGGUUGUGGCGAUGGCACAACGUGCUGCAUCACAAGGCGACUCUGCAGACGUAGUUACAUCCCGUUCCCGUAACGACGACUGUGUGGAACUUGAGUCGACGGCGCAACACAGUUCCAGAGAUGAGCGACCGACAGGUGGAUGCACCUGUGGCCGUUGCUCGGGAGGUUGGCUCUCACCCAUCAUGCUUCACCAGAUCCACCGCUGUGCCCAUGCUGCUGCAGAAGCAGUGCGGCAAGAGAUGGUGGGACUUCGCCCGGACGAGAUACGUGGGCGUACCCGAAUGUACAAAGCAUUCACAUUGGAGGUCAUACCGUUCAUGGAGUUCAUCCCUGUGUCUAUUCGUGAUGCGGGCGUGUACGCGACAUUCAUCAGGGGAUACGCUGCCGUCUUGGACGGGAUUGCAGAGCUCGCGAAGAGCAACUUGAUCCCACGCCCUGCAGCUGUAAUGGGCCAAGUGAUAACCUCUGAUUAUUUCGGAGCCCAGGCCAUGCAUUUCUUCCUCGAGAAGGGUGGAAGGGUAGAGCACGCGCUGAAUGCCGUUCUGCAUACUGCUUAUACUGAGAUAUUAGCUGCAGGGGACCUCGGUCCUGAAGCUUUGAACGAAGCUCACAGGGGGGGGCAGGGGCGUCUCCCGCGCUGCCAGAACGAUGGCAACUACCACCUUGCGCGCGUGAAACUCGGGAUUCCAGCGAAUAUGGAUGGUCCAUUCAGGAAGCUAUGGAGGGAUGACCUGGACUCUUCGGAUUGA
Molecule: messenger RNA, 2016 nt
Organism: Peniophora sp. CBMAI 1063
Lineage: Eukaryota; Fungi; Basidiomycota; Agaricomycetes; Russulales; Peniophoraceae
Source: the annotation of a GenBank genome assembly